Paramecium octaurelia is the source of this 1051-nucleotide messenger RNA. Lineage: Eukaryota; Ciliophora; Oligohymenophorea; Peniculida; Parameciidae. The record is from the annotation of a GenBank genome assembly.
UAAAAAUAUGCACUAAACCGACCCCAGAUAAUAACAGCCUUUCCAAUUGAACAACGUCUACCAAGGUUCACCCAUUUAGAGUCAAUAUGUAAGAUGAAGAUUCAAAUUCUUAUCUUAGCUUUCGUCUCCAGGAAUCCCAUAACAAUUUUAGCAAUCUCCUCAAAACCCAAUUAUUCAAUCCCCACAAACCUAUUAGCCUCAAUAAUAGUUUGUAUUACUAAUUCAUUUAUUCAAAGAGCUCCCCCUACCAGAUCCCCCAGUCAUAACAAUUUCUUUAGCAACCCCAAAUAAGACAACCUCAACUACCUCUAUAAUAGAAUCAAAUUCUGCCUGUUACUUCUCAACCCUUCAUUCCUGCUCGAUAAUAAAGUCCCAUCAGCGUCAGACCCUCCUAUCAACCAGUUACUGUCCAAGUUGCCCCUCCCGUUCAAUAAAUGGUCUUGCAAUAACCAGUGGUACCCUAUGUUAACAAUAAUUUCCCUAGGCUGUUCAACCCCAAACCCAAGUCUAAGAGUUCAGACAUGUCGAAAGACCCCUCUAAGUCAUCACCGUAGAUGGUAACUAUUUAGUUGAAUAUUUACAUCAGAAAUCGAAGCUCCAUGGAGACUGAAAUGUGCCACCCUAGAGAGACAGAUCUUGGAAUUAUAGAUAUAAAUAAGAAAGAACAACGGAACUAUCGUAGAAGAGACAGUUUAAGAAAUAUAAGAUGAUACAAAAGUGAAAAACCUAGAACUAUAAAAAUUGGAGUUAGAAUAAAAAAUUCAUGAGGAUGAACAAUUGAUGGAUGAAUUGAGAAAUAGACUUGAAGAAUUGAGACAAGAAUAUGAGGUAAUCAUCACUGAAAAGGUUACAUAUGCAUCAAAUGAAGUUGAAACUUGGAUGAAAAAGUAUGCCAAUUUAGAGAAGAAUUAUGCUCAAAGCACACAGAAAAUAGCAGACUUAAAGAGACAAUUGGCACAAGUUGAAGCUGCUGACAAAGCCAUGCAAGAGUAGAAGAAGUCUGAAGUUCGUACAGAAGUCCGUAGAAGUUCUAAACUUUAUUGAAUAUAAC